Messenger RNA from Rotaria sp. Silwood1, 417 nucleotides. The record is from the annotation of a GenBank genome assembly. NCBI's taxonomy places the organism in Eukaryota, Metazoa, Rotifera, Eurotatoria, Philodinida, Philodinidae.
AUGGAUGAACAAGAAAUUCAUAUUCGUCAUUGUAUGCUUUACGAGUUUGAUCGAGGUUCAACAGCAGCUGAAGCAACAAGGAAUAUUCAUGCAGUAUAUAGUGAGGAAGCGGUCGGCAGUUCCACUUGUCGUCGAUGGUUUACCAAGUUCCGUUCGGAAGAUACCAGCUUGACGGGUAAACCCGGUUUCGGACGACCUGUAGAUUUUGAUGAUGAAGCGUUGCAAGCUUUGCUCGAUGCUGAUCCACGUCAAACAACACGCGAAUUAGCCGAACAGCUCAACUGUUCCCACACGACAGUGGAGUGUCACCUUCGUGCUCUUGGCAAGGUGCAUAAUUUCUACAAACGUGAAAUUGAACUAUUGCCAACAAGAUGGGCUAAUGUUGUCGAAAACAAUGGAGAAUAUAUUGUUGAUUGA